AAAAAAGUGAAGUUUGGCGAAGAGAGGGAGGAGAGCAGGAGGAGGAUUUAGAGCAGGAGACGGGAGAGCUACAUCUGAGGUAGCCUACAUGCUGAAACCUCGCGGUCCCAGGCCCAUAGGAGCCCCAAGAUGAUGAACUCUCCCGAGGGAGCAGCGCCGGUGGCUUUCGAAACCGCGGCGGCUCGCGGCAAACCGGAGCAGGAGGAGAGCGAGGACAGCAAGCCCAAAGAGGUGACGGUUGGCUCGGAGGCUAAAAGCAAGGCGAGUCGCCACCCGUUCAGCGUCGAGUCGCUCAUCUCAAAGAAGACACCCAGCAGCAGCAGCCCGGCGCCGGCGCAGCCAGGACCCUUAAGCCAGCCCAUCGCGGACCAGUACCCUCACAGGACUUACUUCACGGGUCAGAAGGGCAAAGUUUCGAUCGCUUUCCCCGCCGUGUCGGACUGCCUGAACAACGACGAGAGCGAGGACUCGAGUGACAAAGAGCAGAGCACUUGGCUGAAGAGCCCAGCCUUCAACUCCCCACCGAGACACCCGAGUCCCACGCCGUGUCACCUGCGCAAGCACAAGAGCAACCGGAAGCCGCGCACGCCCUUCACCACGGCGCAGCUGCUGUCGCUCGAGCGCAAGUUCCGGCAGAAGCAGUACCUGUCCAUCGCGGAGCGCGCGGAGUUCUCCAGCGCGCUCAACCUCACCGAGACGCAGGUGAAGAUCUGGUUCCAGAACCGGCGCGCCAAGGCCAAGCGGCUGCACGAGGCCGAGCUGGAGAAGCUCAAGCUGGCCGCCAAGCCCGUGCUCCCGGCGCUCGCGCUGCCCUUCGCUUUCGGCGCGCACGCGGCGGCGUCGUCCAUGUACGGGAGCCCGGGGCCUGGGCCGCGAGCCGCCGUAGCCGUGCCGGGCCUCUUCAGCUCGCCGUACGGAAUGUAUUAUUUGUCUUAACUGUCUGGGGGCUUGAGCCUCGCGCGCGACGCGGACAGGGAACCGCGCCGGGGUGUCGGAGAGCAGCCGGCCUUAUUACAAGCCCCGAUCACGGUCAGCUACAGGGCUGCGCCGCGCGGCAGACCAUAUUAUCAUGUACUGGCAUUGCAGCGUGCCUUCCCGUACAAACAACAACACAGCGCUGAACCCCGGAUGGGACACUAUUAGACGCCUCUGGUCGCGCGCACCUUGCGUCGUGCGCAGAAGGUGAACAUUGACAGUCCCUCUGACUGAAGCCACGUGCACAGCGCUCGAGUCGGUGUUGGGUUUGUGGAGAUCUGGCUCUUUAUAAGCCUCGUUCUCCUCUGAGAUUCACCAGUUUAUCCAUUACUGCAGUUGUUGUAGCCUUACACAGCAAGACCCCCACGCUGGGCAAAAGGGCUGGGCAGUUUAAGAUAAAGGGGCAUUUAUGAAGCAGUGCAGCAGCAACAUAUCACUGAAAACCUCAAAAACACGUCCACUGCCUCAGCGCUGCGCUCAGUGACCAUCUACAGCGCUCAGUCCUACAGUUAAGCCCACCUGAGCACUGCAGAGUCAGAUUCGUGGGAUUUUGCUGUGUAAAUAUACAAGAAUGUCGCACAAGUACAGGAGCGAGUGCAGCCCUCUGUGUCUGUGUGUCUGUGUGUGUGUCUGUGUUUAUGUGUGCGUGUGAUGGAUGUGCUCAUGCUCUACUGGAGCAGCUGGAGCUGGAUUAAUGCAACAAUUUGGGAUGUAUAAAAACUCUGGGGUUGUCCGUCGUGGAGUACUUACUGGCCUUCUCUUAAAAGUGCCUUGAGAGACCAAAUAUUUAUUAGUCAAUAAAGAUUAUUCUUUUUAACAUUUAA
Molecule: messenger RNA, 1799 nt
Organism: Pygocentrus nattereri (red-bellied piranha)
Lineage: Eukaryota; Metazoa; Chordata; Actinopteri; Characiformes; Serrasalmidae
Gene: msx1b
Product: muscle segment homeobox 1b
Exons: 2
Coding region: 130-936 (268 amino acids)
Biological process (GO): embryonic morphogenesis; regulation of transcription by RNA polymerase II
Cellular component (GO): nucleus
Molecular function (GO): RNA polymerase II transcription regulatory region sequence-specific DNA binding; DNA-binding transcription factor activity, RNA polymerase II-specific
Source: RefSeq, a predicted model, not a curated record